AUGAUUGCCGAUGAAUCUGAACUUUUGGAUUAUGAAGACGAGGAACCCGAGGCAGUACCAGAUGCUAAACCCAAUGGCGAGGCUCCUGCUAAAAAGGGAGUGCAAGGCGCCUAUGUAACCAUCCACAGCUCCGGCUUCCGUGACUUCAUCUUGAAGCCUGAACUGCUGAGGGCGAUCGUUGACUGCGGCUUCGAACAUCCAUCUGAAGUUCAACACGAGUGUAUCCCUCAAGCCAUUUUGAGCAUGGAUGUGCUUUGCCAGGCCAAAUCUGGAAUGGGAAAGACUGCAGUGUUCGUCAUAGCUACACUUCAGCAAUUAGACCCUGACGAGGAUGCCCACACAAGCGUCCUAGUCUUGUGCCAUACUCGUGAAUUGGCUUUUCAGAUUAGUAAAGAGUAUGAAAGAUUUUCCAAAUAUAUGCCAAAGAUAAAGGUUGCCGUGUUUUUUGGCGGAAUGCCUAUUCGUAAAGAUAUCGAAACCCUUACGAAGUCUCCGCCACACAUAGUUGUGGGAACUCCGGGUCGAAUACUGGAUCUCCUCCGAAACAAUGCUUUGAAGUUGCAGCAUGUCAAGCACUUCAUUAUUGAUGAGUGUGAUAAAAUGCUGGAUACGCUCGACAUCCGCAGGGACGUUCAGGAGAUAUUUCGCAUGACUCCUCAUCAAAAACAAGUGAUGAUGUUCAGCGCUACAAUGAGCAAAGAAAUCCGCCCAGUCUGUCGCAACUUCAUGCAAGACCCCCUGGAGAUCUUCAUCGAAAACGAUUCGAGGUUGACGCUCCAUGGUCUUCGACAACAUUAUGUCAAGGUGAAAGAGAAUGAGAAGAACCGGAAACUGUUCGAGUUAUUAGAUGAACUCCAGUUCAAUCAGGUUAUCAUCUUCGUGAAAUCAGUCCAGCGAUGUAUGGCACUGUCCCAACUGCUGGUCGAUCAGAAUUUUCCUGCGAUCGCAAUGCACCGGGCCAUGACACAAGAAGAGCGUCUGGAGCGUUACCAAGCCUUCAAGAAUUUCCAAAAACGACUGCUGGUAGCCACUAACUUGUUCGGUCGCGGGAUGGACAUAGAGCGUGUCAAUAUCGUGUUCAAUUACGAUAUGGCAGAAGACUCGGACACCUAUCUUCACAGGGUUGCUCGUGCUGGUCGCUUUGGGACCAAAGGUCUAGCAAUUACCUUCAUUUCGGAUGAGUUGGACGCCAAGGUUCUUAACGAAGUACAAAACCGCUUUGAAGUGAACAUUAGCGAACUCCCUGAUGUGAUGGAAGUUUCAAGCUAUAUGGAGGAUCGUUGA
This is a messenger RNA of Echinostoma caproni, 1284 nucleotides long. The record is from the annotation of a GenBank genome assembly. Lineage: Eukaryota; Metazoa; Platyhelminthes; Trematoda; Plagiorchiida; Echinostomatidae.